AUGUCUCAUCCUGACCUCUUGCGCGAUUUCUUCAGCACCAUCAGUCGGAUUGUGAGUUCCGACGAUGAAGUCGGCAUUUCCGACGACUUCAAGUGUGCUGGUGGAAAUCCAUCAGCCGUUCGUGAAUGGUUCCUGGCCCAAUGCGAACGGAUUCAAUCUUGGGAGAACCAGAACAUCCCAGGAACCAUCACAGCCGCUGUCGGCUACAUCUUGAGUGUCCUGCUCUUCGGAACAGUGCACUCAAAGUUGGGCACCUUCAAAGCCAAAAAGGCCACCAAUUUCAGCGAAGCUGCAAAGCGUCUGGUGGGGCGAGCUCCAAACUAUCUCAAGGCUCUCCAGGAAGCAAAGGUCCCAGGACUCACCCACAAUUCGAUCGUCGCUGGACUCCCUGAGAUCAGUCUCUGUCUGGCAAGCCGAAUGGGUGACAGGCCAUAUCCAGCUUUGCUGCAAUUGCCGAUCAACGAAGACCUGCGCAUUGCACUUGAAGAGUCGAUCGACAAGCAGCUCUUGGCCGAGAAGAACCCGAAUCAAGAUGCUGCUUAUUCUGCCAAACAGGCUCAGCGGAGGUCUCCCUUCAUGACCCUCUAUGGAGGAGAUCGCAUGAAGCGCUUGGCCGUCUCCUUGUUCAAGGAGAAAAUCCUGGCGUUCGAGGUGGAGGUCAACUCGGCAGGCAAGGCAGCUGCCGCAUCGGAACACCAGCUCCGCUCCCUCCUGUCUGGAUGGGCGCGGUUCCAGGCAAUGCUCAAUGAAGAGAUCGCACAGUUGUGCGCUGCUGAAGUUGCCAAAAGGGCGAGAAGCACAGCGAGCUCUAGCAGGAAGCCCGACAAGACUGAGGACCACAGCCUUCUCCAGCGAGCAAAACCAGCCGUCAUACUUACCCCGAGGCACAACCACCCUCGGGACGACUUCGAAGCUGACGAUGUUUACCUCAUGCAGACUGACAUGAAACCGUGGCAACCACCCGGGUCGGGCCCGCAUCUAGCCCGGCAUCCACAGGAUAUCCCUCAGGCCCUGAACGCCGCUUUCGCAGCCAUGCCAACGGCGACGGCAAGAGCAAGGGCCAGAGGCUUGCUGUACCAGGUGAUGAACCACCCUGACGAACUGGUGGUGGACAAGGAUAACCUCCAAGCAGUCUUGGUUACGUACGCUCUGGAACCUGGGGAAUCUCCUGAGGAUCCACCACCGGGAGCAGGCCUACGAUGCCUGUGGGUGUCCUGGUGGUGGCGCCGAUGCAGUGGCGUCUUCAGCCCAGACCCAGAGGACGAGGUGGAGACAGUGGACGCGGAUUCGGACGCGCGGGAGGAGGCCGCACAGCUGGAGAAGUUCCUCGCCGAGAAGGAGGAUGAGGAGAAGGCAGAGGAGGCGGCAGUCCGGUGGCACCUGGAACAACGGGCAAGUGAGCAACAGCAGGCAGAGGACGACGCCGUGAUGACAGAGGCCGGGGGGUACUCAUAUAGGCCCCCGAAGCUCCGACCGUCAGUGAGCUUCAGAAGCACCAUGGGCCCCUACAGCCGGGAGUUUUCCUUGGACCUCAAGCCUGGGACUCCAUGGACGCUGACCGUCGCAGCCAACGUGGAUACCCAGUCAGGUCAGUGGACAUCACCACCGAGUGGCUCCACGGAUGCCCCACAGCCCACGGACACGCAGAGCGGCCGCUACCACCCACAAGACCCAUGGGUGGUUGGUAUGCUGGCCUUGUGGCAGAAAGGCACUUACACAGAUGAACAGGUCCGGCGGGCAGGUGGCACAGCUCUACUGCGCUACUGCCAACAGACCACGGACGCCCAGCAGACCGUCUUCAGCAUGAACGACCCGUGGACGUAUGGGGUCAGCGAGAUGUGGAAGGCCGGCCGCUUGACUGACGAACAGGUGCUGAGGAGAGGAGGACGCCACCUGUUGGCUUUCCUCAAAGAGUGCGCCAUGGGACUCCCCGAGGACACUGGAGCUGAGGCGCAUGCAGAGACGGAAGCUCAGCCCACUCUCCUCUUCUCCACAGGGGAGAUGCAUGGUCCGGUCGGGCUCAGUGAAGCAGAAACGCAGUUGCUGCCCGGAAUGGCCCACGAGGAUGGCAGGGAAGAACCGGUGUGCCGUCGAUCACGAGCUCACUCUAAUGGACGUCGUCGUUUGAGCGGGGGCACUCCAGUCUCGAGUGACAAGGAUGAUUAG
Molecule: messenger RNA, 2166 nt
Organism: Symbiodinium sp. CCMP2592
Lineage: Eukaryota; Dinophyceae; Suessiales; Symbiodiniaceae
Source: the annotation of a GenBank genome assembly